This is a messenger RNA of Helicoverpa zea (corn earworm), 685 nucleotides long. Its product is annotated as cuticle protein 19-like. The record is from RefSeq and is a predicted model, not a curated record. NCBI's taxonomy places the organism in Eukaryota, Metazoa, Arthropoda, Insecta, Lepidoptera, Noctuidae. Gene Ontology annotation, cellular component: chitin-based extracellular matrix. The transcript has 6 exons. The coding region runs from base 1 to 660 and encodes 219 amino acids. Gene Ontology annotation, molecular function: structural constituent of chitin-based larval cuticle.
AUGGUAUGUAUCUCACUAAAAUAUAUUGUACACUUGGAAACCAGUGAAGAUAUAGAAUUAAGGAGGAUAUUUCCAAGUGAAUUCCCUCAAGAUACUGUACGGAAAAGUGGUUCAGCAGAUCCAGAGCAUUUAGGUCGAUUUGCCGAAUUAAAAAGCUAUUUCAAAUAUCCUAAAGCGAAAGUAAACGCCCAUUUCGAGGAAUUGAUUUGCUAUGAGAAGAAUGACAAAAAGAUGUGUAGAAUAGAUGUAGACCGCUAUUCUCCGGAAGAGGACAUGUACUACAUGUCUCCGGCAGCCGACAGUCACGUGGAUCGUCGCCGAUUUGUGGUUCUUGCUCUGGUCACCGCCGCGUGCGCUGCUCCCCAGAACCAACAGGACGUUCAGAUUGUGCGAUAUGACGUCAACAACGCUGGACUCGACUCCUACAGCUUCGCGUGGGAGCUGUCAGAUGGAUCGAAGCACGAAGAACAAGGCCAGCUGAAGAACCAGGGCACAGAAAAUGAGGCCAUUGCCGUGCAAGGGCAGUACGUGUGGGUAGGCCCUGACGGUGUCACCUACACUGUGACUUACCUCGCUGACGAAAAUGGAUUCCAGCCUCAGAUCCAACAGGGUCCAGGGGGAGCUAUCCCAUCUGCGGUCGUCGCUUCUCUCUUAGGUUAAAAUCACCAACGUAGUUUGGGAGUCU